Messenger RNA from Exophiala spinifera, 315 nucleotides. RefSeq lists its product as uncharacterized. Lineage: Eukaryota; Fungi; Ascomycota; Eurotiomycetes; Chaetothyriales; Herpotrichiellaceae. The coding region runs from base 1 to 315 and encodes 104 amino acids. The record is from RefSeq and is a predicted model, not a curated record. Gene Ontology annotation, biological process: mitochondrial electron transport, ubiquinol to cytochrome c. The transcript has 2 exons.
AUGGCCCUCUCACAAGAAGGCUUCCAGUCCUCGGGGCGCACGCCCCUGCGAGUUUACAACAAGCAACCCACGUACAACACAUAUAUUUCACCUUACGGACCCAAAACCAAGCACGUUCCUAACCUCAUGGGUCUGAGCUUAGGCAAGGCCUUUCGCUACGGAACAAUUGCGUCCGGAUUCGGUGUCGCAGCAGGUACUUUUGCGCUCUUCUUCUUCGGCGAGGUCCCCAAGAUCCGAAACGAUAUUCUGUCCAAGGUCCCGGUCAUUGGUGACUAUUGGGUUCGAGAGAUUCCGCCUGAGGAUAAUCCUUUCUAA